Molecule: messenger RNA, 3417 nt
Organism: Oncorhynchus gorbuscha (pink salmon)
Lineage: Eukaryota; Metazoa; Chordata; Actinopteri; Salmoniformes; Salmonidae
Exons: 2
Coding region: 2107-3417 (436 amino acids)
Source: RefSeq, a predicted model, not a curated record
CAGACCUGACCAGACCAGACCUGACCUAACCAGACCAGACCUGACCUGACCAGACCUGACCAGACCUAACCUGACCAGACCUGACCUGACACAGAGGAGAGGUAAAGCCUCCUCUGUGAUUGGAAUAAGGGUCAGUAAAAAGACCGGAGGAUUUAGUUGAUCACCUAGACAGGUAAAGAGGAUUCUUAACAUGGAAAGCCAGUUCAUGCGAUGCCCCAAUGCCCCCAGUGCGCUCCAGUGCUCUGGCUGAAAUGGGCUCCCUGUCCCCCCCUCCGACUGGGGAUGACCUGAAAUUAGAGCCAAGCCGCCAUGGCCGAAGGCUGUGACUCGGCCACCAGGAGAGGAGGCCCUAGGCCCUGGCCUGAAAGAAAGAGGGAGAUUAUCCCAUUCUGCCCGGCCAGUCAGCAGUGGUGGUAUUGACCCGGGCCCACCCAGGGAGAGUCCAGUGAGCCGUGAGAUGGCCUGAUAUACAUGCUUACUGAGCUGGACAGAUUCCCUCACUCUCACCAGGGAUAAACCCAACCUUACAAGGCACUGUCUUAAACACUGCUCUGGAGAUUACAGGAGUGACCCCCUCUCUAGGUGGAAACACACACACACACACAGCAGAGACCUCAUCCUAUUCACUGUCCAGGCUACCAUUAGGUGUUUGGCAAGGCUUCUCAUUGUUUCUGUCCUGUGAGGCGAAGAGGGGUCAUCAGAACAGAACGGGCCAAGCAUCCUACAGGGGCCUGGUGGGAAACAUUCUGAAAUGAUAGUAAAUAACACCAACAAUAUAUUGGCAAUUACUGUAUCAAUAUCUCCAGUUAUGAUGACUAUUGUGAAGAAACAAGGUGAGAGAAUUUAAACUCAAACUAAACGGGUCAACACUAUCCACUAUACAGUUCUGAGGUCUGUUGGCAAACAUUAAAUAAAACAAAUAAAUGUACCUGUAGUUUUUCUAGACCCAGUCAACGUAACUUAUAUUUACUUAAAUAAAAUAUCUGAUUACCCCUAAAGUUUGCUGACACAGACUUGAUCACUAUAUGGUGCAUAAACCCUACAAUAUGUCCACUAAUAUUCAGCUACACAAAACACUUGCUAGAGUUAUUUGCCAUAAAAAGUCUACAAAUGACUUAUCCCACAAAUAAGACCCAAUGUUGAUAUCUGUCCCUAGUUUACAAUUGCUGUAUGUUUGAAUAUGUUUUGACAUUUGUUUCCCUAAUGUGGAAAAACAUUGUGUAUUUUUUAUAUUUUUAAUUUCACAUAUCAAAUAACAACUGGACAACAUCACAAUGAUACAAACUCACAAACUCCUCUGAGCAAAAUCACCUGAACCAAAUGCUGUAGGCUAUUUGAAUACAUUUUCACAUUUUUGAUCAUUUACCAUGGUAUGUCAUAUGGCCCGAACCGAGCCAUCCAGCUUCCUCUCCACUGUCCAAUGACUUCCUAGGACAACAAACAGUUCCUCCCUGCAGGGCAGUAAAAGUCCUGUGGACUGUAAUCAAAGGGAUUAGGGGUGGCCAUUGUCCUUUAAUUGAGGCACUAUUGGCCAGUUAGUAGUGGUAGUUUGUUUGUAGGUGCCUAACAACCCCAAACAUUACUGACACAAAUGACGUUUACAAUGACAGAGCAGUAGACAAAGCAGGCCUAUGUCCUGCAUAUGACCAAAUAAAGCAAAUAAGACUCAAUAGAAAAAUAAAGGAAAUAGAACAUAAUUAUCUAUAAAAAAAUAAUAUUAGAAUAUUAAAGGUGUAUAUUAUAUUCAGACUAUAAAUGGUGUAUAUUAUAUGCAGACUAUUAAAGGUGUAUACUAUAUUCAGACUAUUAAAGGUGUAUAUUAAAUUCAGAAUAUUAAAGGUGUAUGUUAUAUUCAGAAUAUUAAAGGUGUAUAUUAUAUUCAGACUAUUAAAGGUGUAUGUUAUAUUCAGACUAUUAACGGUAUAUGUUAUAUUCAGACUAUUAAAGGUGUACAUUAUAUUCAGAAUAUUAAAGGUGUAUAUUAUAUUCAGAGUUUUAAAGGUGUAUGUUAUAUUCAGAAUAUUAAAGAUGUAUAUUAUAUUCAGAAUAUUAAAGGUGUAUGUUAUAUUCAGACUUUUAAAGGUGUAUGAUAUAUUCAGACUAUAAAUGGUGUAUAUUAUAUGCAGACUAUUAAAGGUGUAUAUUAUAUUCAGAGUUUUAAAGGUGUAUGAUAUAUUCAGAAUAGUAAAGGUGUAUGAUAUAUUCAGACUAUUAACGGUAUAUGUUAUAUUCAGACUAUUAAAGGUGUAUGUUAUAUUCAGACUAUUAACGGUAUAUGUUAUAUUCAGACUAUUAAAGGUGUACAUUAUAUUCAGACUAUUAAAGGUGUAUGUUAUAUUCAGACUAUUAAAGGUAUAUGUUAUAUUCAGAAUAGUAAAGGUGUAUGUUAUAUUUAGAAUAUUAAAGGUGUAUGUUAUAUUCAGACUAUUAAAGGUGUAUGUUAUAUUCAGAAUAGUAAAGGUGUAUGUUAUAUUUAGAAUAUUAAAGGUGUAUGUUAUAUUCAGACUAUUAAAGGUGUAUAUUAUAUUCAGACUAUUAAAGGUGUAUAUUAUAUUCAGACUAUUAAAGGUGUAUAUUAUAUUCAGACUAUUAAAGGUGUAUAUUAAAUUCAGAAUAGUAAAGGUGUAUGUUAUAUUCAGAAUAUUAAAGGUGUAUGAUAUAUUCAGAAUAUUAAAGGUGUAUGAUAUAUUCAGACUAUUAAAGGUGUAUGUUAUAUUCAGAAUAGUAAAGGUAUAUGUUAUAUUUAGAAUAUUAAAUGUGUAUGUUAUAUUCAGACUAUUAAAGGUGUAUAUUAUAUUCAGACUAUUAAAGGUGUAUGAUAUAUUCAGACUAUUAAAGGUGUAUAUUAUAUUCAGACUAUUAAAGGUGUAUAUUAUAUUCAGACUAUUAAAGGUGUAUGAUAUAUUUAGAAUAUUAAAGGUGUAUAUUAUAUUCAGACUAUUAAAGGUGUAUAUUAUAUUCAGACUAUUAAAGGUGUAUAUUAUAUUCAGACUAUUAAAGGUGUAUAUUAUAUUCAGACUAUUAAAGGUGUAUGAUAUAUUUAGAAUAUUAAAGGUGUAUAUUAUAUUCAGACUAUUAAAGGUGUAUUUUAUAUUCAGAAUAUUAAAGGUGUAUGUUAUAUUCAGACUAUUAAAGGUGUAUAUUAUAUUCAGACUAUUAAAGGUGUAUGAUAUAUUCAGACUAUUAAAGGUGUAUAUUAUAUUCAGACUAUUAAAGGUGUAUAUUAUAUUCAGACUAUUAAAGGUGUAUGAUAUAUUUAGAAUAUUAAAGGUGUAUGUUAUAUUUAGAAUAUUAAAGCUGUAUAUUAUAUUCAGACUAUUAAAGGUGUAUGAUAUAUUCAGACUAUUAAAGGUGUGUAUUAUAUUCAGACUAUUAAAGGGUGUAUAUUAUAUUCAGACUAUUAAAGGUGUAUAUUGA